AUGGCAGAAAAUUCAAACUACCAUUACAUUAUAGUCGGUGGUGGUAUUGCCGGCUCGGUAUUAGCAUCUCGCCUUCACGAACAGCAUCCCGCGUUGGCCAUUCUUCUCAUAGAAGCAGGACCAGAUGUCACCAAUAAUCCAUUGGUGACUGAUUCAGCGAACGGACCAUUCCUCGUAGGUUCCGAAUUAGACUGGGGAUACUCUACGGUUCCGCAGCGUCAUCUAAACAAUAGAGUCUUGCCAAAUAAUGCUGGAAAAGCUUUGGGUGGAGGAUCAGCUAUCAACGCAGGUGGGUGGAUACGCGGCGAUGCAAACGAUUAUAAUGCGUGGGGAAAGCUGGUUAAUGAUGCCAGAUGGAGUUAUGAUGGACUUCUACCAUACUUUCGCCGGACCGAACAUUAUCAAAAACCAGGGCUAGAGACCCAACAUGGUUAUGAAGGGCCUCUUUACACCCAAUCGGCCUCAUCUACCGGCCGUGAUUAUCCUUUACGCGAAAAUAUUCGAAAGGCAUGGGAAUCCGUGGGCGUUGAGUACAACAACGAUGCCAAUUCAGGUUCACCCCAGGGACUUGGAGAGCUCGUGGAAAAUCGUAAAAAUGGCCAACGACAAGUUGCGAGCGCAGUUUAUCCACUCACUGGCGUUCAUGUAAUGACUUCGACCCUAGUGGCACGUGUCCUCAUCGAUAUCCAGGGAUCGACUCCAAAGGCCACAGGCGUUGAACUCGCAGAUGGCAGGAAAAUUACUGCCACAAAUGAAAUAAUUCUCUCCGCUGGUGCAUACCGCACUCCUCAAAUCUUGUUGCUCUCUGGAAUUGGGCCUUCAGAAGAAUUAGAGAAGCAUGGCAUUAAUCAGAUAAUCGAUGCGCCUCAUGUCGGACAAAAUCUGCAUGAUCACAUGUCCGUAGCCCAAUGGUGGAAAUUGAAAAAUCCAGAAGCUGGAUAUGCUCUUGGAUCCCCCUUAUUUAACAAUCCCAACUUUGCGAAAGGUACACCUUUAGACUGGGUCGUUACAUACGGAGUGCCUCGUGAAGGACUCAAAGCCGCUUUGGCCAAAGAUGAAGGGACAGUAGAUGAUUCGCAUCCGCUUCUUAGCCCAGCCCGGUCUCAUGUAGAGUGUUUAACUGUCUACGUUGGAGCAAAUAAAUCCGAGCCCGUCAUACCUAUGGACGGAAGCCACAUCACAACAGUAGUUCUUGGUGGUCUUCCGACUUCAAGAGGAAUUGUCAAAUUGGCAUCGAUUGAUCCAACUGUAGCACCAAUCAUCGACCCAAACUACUUUUCGACGGAAGCUGAUCGAUACGUGUUGCGCACAGGACUGAGAAAAAUGAUGGAGGUCAUGUUAGGCACCACAGAAGGGCAGAAUCUGAUAGAGACGGAAACUGUAGCAUCAAGAGAGAAACCAUUAGAUUGGAAGGCCAGUGAUGAUGAGAUUGACGAACGCAUUAAAGCACGUGGAAAGACUGUCUAUCACCCUGCCGGAACUGCUGCUAUGGGUCGAGUCGUUGAUAGCAAUUUGCGCGUAUACGGGGUCCAAGGACUACGUGUCGUUGAUGCUAGUGUAAUUCCUUUGCCUAUUACGGCUCAUUAUCAAGCUUGUACUUAUGCUUUCUCUGAGCAGGCAGCUGAAAUUAUUGGGUCUAGCUUUCAACCUCGUGGGAAUUAG
Molecule: messenger RNA, 1662 nt
Organism: Botrytis deweyae
Lineage: Eukaryota; Fungi; Ascomycota; Leotiomycetes; Helotiales; Sclerotiniaceae
Exons: 3
Coding region: 1-1662 (553 amino acids)
Molecular function (GO): oxidoreductase activity, acting on CH-OH group of donors; flavin adenine dinucleotide binding
Source: RefSeq, a predicted model, not a curated record